CCUAGCUGGCCCAGCCCCACCACUUGUGCCAAGGAAUGUGCCUGGGAGAGGUGGCCUGAGGCGGGCGGGGCAGCAGAGCCACGACCACCCGGAAGCAGCACACAGGUCAACGUGGAGGUGCCCAGCCACCAUGCUCAGUCUCAAGCUACCCCAACUCCUUCGAGUCCACCAGGUCCCCCGGGUGUUCUGGGAAGACAGCAUCAUGUCUGGUUACCGCCGCCCUACCAGCUCGGCCUUGGACUGUGUCCUCAGCUCCUUUCAGAUGACCAACGAGACUGUCAACAUCUGGACUCACUUUCUGCCCACCUGGUAUUUCUUGUGGCGCCUACUGGCGCUCGUGGAGGGCCCAGGCUUCCGGGCGGAGCCCUACCACUGGCCGCUGCUCGUCUUCCUGCUGCCUGCUUGUCUGUACCCUUUCGCAUCAUGUUGUGCGCACACCUUCAGUUCCAUGUCGCCCCGCGCACGGCACGUCUGCUACUUCCUGGACUAUGGCGCGCUCAGCCUCUACAGCCUGGGCUGCGCCUUCCCCUAUGCCGCCUACUCCAUGCCGGCCUCCUGGCUGCACAGCCGCCUGCACCGGUUCUUUGUGCCUGCCGCCGUACUCAAUUCCUUCCUGUGCACCGGCCUCUCCUGCUACUCCCGGUUCCCUGAGCUGGAAAGCCCUGGGCUUAGCAAGAUCCUCCGGAUGGGAGCCUUCGCCUACCCCUUCCUCUUUGACAACCUCCCACUCUUCUAUCGGCUGGGACUGUGCUGGGGCAGGGGCCACAGCUGCGGGCAGGAGGCGCUGAGCACCAGCCAUGGCUACCACCUCUUAUGCGCACUGCUCACUGGUUUUCUCUUCGCCUCUCACCUGCCUGAGAGGCUGGCACCAGGACGCUUUGACUACAUUGGCCACAGCCACCAGCUAUUCCACAUCUGUGCCGUGCUGGGCACCCACUUCCAGCUGGAGGCGGUGCUGGCUGACAUGGGAUCUCGCCAAGACUGGCUGGCCCCGCACGACCCCUACCUGGGCCUGGCAGGCACAGUGGCCACACUAGGCUUGGCGGUGGCCGGGAACCUGCUCAUCAUUGCUGCCUUCACAGCCUCCCUAUUUCAGGCCCCCAGUACAUGCCCCCUGCUGCAGGGUGGCCCACUGGAGGGGGCUGCGAAGGCCAAACAACAGUGAGGCCCCAUCUCUGAGCCUGUCCCUGGAAGGAGGCAAAGGCCAGGCCUUGGUGUUGGGGAGGAGCCCAGACCCAGACCUGGAAAAGUGGGGGCACAACUGAGCCUGGAACAAGGAGUGACUGAGGGGAGAGUGCAGAGGAUAAAAGGCAGAGGAGGGGAGAGAGGAGCUGUUGGGGCCGGCAGAGAGCAGGGGGUCAGCGAG
Pteronotus mesoamericanus is the source of this 1366-nucleotide messenger RNA. It is a transcript of the gene PAQR6, whose product is annotated as progestin and adipoQ receptor family member 6. The record is from RefSeq and is a predicted model, not a curated record. Bases 131 to 1165 code for a protein of 344 amino acids. Gene Ontology annotation, molecular function: signaling receptor activity. Gene Ontology annotation, cellular component: membrane. The transcript has 8 exons. NCBI's taxonomy places the organism in Eukaryota, Metazoa, Chordata, Mammalia, Chiroptera, Mormoopidae.